Asterias rubens (European starfish) is the source of this 8133-nucleotide messenger RNA. RefSeq names its product mucin-3A-like. Lineage: Eukaryota; Metazoa; Echinodermata; Asteroidea; Forcipulatida; Asteriidae. The record is from RefSeq and is a predicted model, not a curated record. The coding region runs from base 95 to 7627 and encodes 2510 amino acids. Gene Ontology annotation, molecular function: DNA-binding transcription factor activity; protein dimerization activity. Gene Ontology annotation, cellular component: nucleus. The transcript is spliced from 5 exons.
GUCAUUCGCUAUUAAUUUUCUUUGACAUAAACAAUUAACAUUUUGAACAAAAUAACGUGUAUGGGAGUGUAAAAUUUCACUCCAUUCCAUCAUUAUGGAUACAGAAGAUCUUCGAGGCCAUCCAAUUGACGAAAAUGAGGUUAACCGAAGAACGGAAUUGAUAACAAAUGCCGCUGAAAAGUACUUGAAUGGUGAAGUGUCGGAAACAGACAACGCUACGACGGUCGAAACAGUGAUGGCUCAACAGUUGUUGACAACCACUCCAUUGGAGAUGGGACUGCAGAUGCACAACAUUACCACAGACGUCUCACAAGACAGAAAGAAGAGAGACUCGCAUAAUGAGAUCGAACGGCGUCGGAAAUGCAAGAUCAACAUCGGCAUCAUUAAACUUGGUGAUAUCAUCCCGAUAUGUCAGACAACCAAAAUGAGCAAGAAUCAGAUACUGGAGCAGGCGUGUCUUUACAUUGAUGAACUCCGAGAACAGAAAGAGAAACUCCUCCUGGCAAACACCUCCGACCCAGAAGCCGCUGAAGAAAUCAAGAAACUUCGGAAGGAAAACGAGAAAUUGAGAGCGGAGAACAAACGCAACCAGGAGAUCAUCCAAGACAUGGAGUCUCAUCCCAAUGGGAUGGUAGAGCAACCAAAAGUUACUUCAAGACACUCCAGGAAGUCUGACAGAGGGAGCAGUGCGUCUGCCACGAGCAAAGCAGCUGCGACGGCGCAGACGAAGCCACACAUAACCUACUUGCCAGGAGGACCUAAUCAAGUCACAGUCGCCGUCCAAGGAAUGAACCAGAUGCAACAACCUCACGUCAUCAGUGGCGGACAGACAACACUUGUUGGGAACCUUCAGGGCACCCCAGGUGGAAUGGCCAUCCUCCAGCCUAAUCCCAAUGGUUCGGGGUAUAUUCUUGUGCCGGCUGUGAAUAAAUACACAAGCACAUCGAUUCCUUCCCAGCAAAUUUCCAAUCAAACUUCAGUCGUUGUGAGCAUGUCUGGUAACCAGGCAACCAAUCAAGUUGUCAUCGGCAACCAAGCCUCGCAGCCAGUGUCGCUAAGUCAGGCCAGCAUCGAAGGAAGUGUUGUUACGACCCAGGCGCAGAUGACGAGCGGGCAGCAGGUGGCGCCACAACAGCAGCAGUCGACACAACUCAAUACAAGCAUCUCUGAUACAACCACAGCUCAGAGCACAAUGGUGACCCAGGCCGUAAACACACCGAUAACAACACCAGGGAAUCAGAAUACCGUCCUGGUGCAGAGUGGUAACGUCCAGGCACCUGGUCAGGUCCAGUCAGUGCGAUACAUCGUACCACUCGUACAAGGUGCUGGACAGAGCGGAACCACCCAGUCAGGUAAUCAAGCGAUCAUGCUGACCCUUCCUGUUCGCCAAGGACAGAAUGUACCUAUUCGCAUUGCCCCAUCAUCAGCUGCGCCCUCAACUCGUUCCUCGCAGCCUAUGAUCUUGCCCCAGCCUGCCUCUGGUGGUACCAGUGUUAACGCUCAGAUAAUGCAAGGAUCUGAAAGCACAACGAAAUCCAAGAAAAAGUCACUGACAAAGGUCAAAAGUAUUUCAGAGACCGAAACCGAGCCUUCACGUACAGGCUCGCCCUCCAUGAGCCAGACAGCCGGUCAGCAGCAUGUAAAUAUGGCUACUCCACCACCAGGCGGUGUAGUUCGUCUACCUGUCGCUGGAACAGGUGCUGAGACCAGUAACAUUAUCGUCAACUCACAAGGCCAGCAAAUUGUUAUGCAGAAGCCACAAAAUCAAGGAAUGUCGCAGAAUGUCAUGCCGAUGCAGAUAGUGCAGCAGAGUAGACCAAUGACGACGCAGAAUCUGGUCUACAUUCAACAGAACGGGCAGUUGAUUCCUGUGAUUCUGCAGCAGCAGAGCAAUCAGGCAGCAGCGGGUUCUGGAACACAGCCCAUCAUGCAGCCGAUCCAACAGCAGCAGCAACAACCACAACAAACGGGUGUCAAUCAGAACUAUGUGACUCUACCCAUCAAUCAGUCCGGGAAUAGAGUCUUACAGACCAGCAACGGGGGACAGUACAUCAUGUCCGGCCAAGGAUUUCAAAACACUAUGCCUGUGAAUACUCAACAGGGUGCUCCUGCAAACACAGGUGUGAGCUUCACACACCAAGCAAGUCCAAGCACCAUUGUGACAGGCCAAGGUGGAGGCUCUUCGCAGCAAAACAUUCUUCAUGUCCUGAAACAGGAGCCUCAGUCUGUUGACGACCAGAAGGGUUUUGUAACUCCUGGGGAAUCCAACAUUCUAGCUCCGCUCAACGUACUUACGUCAGGGCAGGAGUCCUCAGACCGUAACGAAGAUGACAUAGCAGAUUAUUCAAACGACAGAGACAACGAUAUCCUUGCCAAAGCAGCAGAGUCUAUCUUCUCACCGAAUUCGAUGGAGGAGAGCUCUCCAUUGCUGAAUUUCAGCGACAUCUCAGGGUCUGGAGUUGACAUCAAGCCUAACAUAACCCAGCAAAGCAUAAACAGCGCUGGUAUGGUGACCUUACAGUCAGGUUUAUCAAUUCAUCAGCAAAACCUGGGCCGUGAGUUGCCGACCAACUUCUCUACCCCUCUGCACAAUGUGGUGUCCACCUCUGACGACACGAUAGAUACGUCAACGCACCAUCAUGAAAAGCACAAGCCCAAGAAGAAAAAGAAAAAGAAAAACAAGGAGAAGGACAAAGAGAAGAAGAAACACCACCAUCAUCAUCACAGCCACUCCUCCAAAACUGGAACACCAACCGACGAAGCCGUACCAAUGAGUAAGUCAGGUGAUGUGUCUCUUGAGGGAUCACCUUGUGAGAGAGCUAACAUGAUCGCAGAGUCCUUGCUACAAAGCUGGAUGGAAAAACCAAAUGCUACAGACAAGGAAGUAGACGGACCUGGAUCAACAACUCUAACAUCAAACUACUCAACCGAAGCUCUAAUAGCUGGCAACUCAACAAACCUGCCGAUUGUCUCAUCUGCCAACAGCAUCGCUGUUUGUGGCUCAACAGACUCAACCCCAACCAAUUCAAGUAAUGCUUUUACGUCGUUUCCAUCCUUCAAUUUCGGAAGUGAUAUACUGAGCAGCUCAAUGAGUGUCAGCGGUCUACCUACAUACAUCGAAGAAGAGUCAGACUUUCAAAAGAACGACAGUGGAGUGAAUUCCUUAAAAGAAUUGACAAAUCUUCGAGACUCCAUCACCUCUCUGAGUGGUGGACAGUCUGUUGUCCCUCAACAGCAAGGUGUGGAUUCCGUAUCAAAUCUUAACUCUGAGCAACCUGUAGCGCCUGCUAACAGCAUCCAUCCAGGUGCAGUUAUUGCACAGAGUGAGGCCCCACCGGUUUCAUCCACGCAAAGCUUUAUGUUAGACUCGCCGACAGUCAGUCAAGCUUCAGUGGCGACAUCGGACAGUAGCGCGGCCGGUUUUGUCUCACCAAUCCCGAGUAUUUUCUCCAUCAACUCAUCAAUCCCGGAGAGCGGUGUCCAAAAGUCUGACUCGCGCACAGCUACCCCUGUUGCCAAUGAGAGUGAUCAGGAUUUAAUAUCAACUCAGGUUGUACAGCAAUCAGCGUGGAUAUCCCACCACUCUAAAGCAUCAGAGCUUGCCCGUGGAUUGCAGCCAGCCAGAACUCAGACACAACCUCCACCGUCCAGUGUUACUACCCCUAUUCAGAUGCCCGUGCCAUCGACAUCUUCAGACGUGAGCCAGCAAGGAGGGUCUGGGCUGUUUUCUCCACUUUGGCUGAGUCCUUCGUCCUCUCUCGGCAGCAAGCAAGCUCCCACAUCACAAACACCGAGUCAAGAAUCACCACCUCUCAGCUUCAGCCGUGAAAUGUCUGAAGGUUCGUUCCCAUCGUCAGAUCCGAUGCAAAACAUGGGAGACACGUCUUCAAAUAUUCAACAAGAGCAGCCCCAACUAAUGGACUUGAACAAAACUGCAAUGCCAAGUCUGCAACAUCUGCCAACAAGCGGGAGUCACGUUUCCCAACUGGAACGUCCCUCCAUCUUAGACGUUACACCAACGGUGACUGCCAUGGGUAAUCUUGAUUCACCCCAUUCUUCAGCAGAUUCAUGUAUUUCCUGGAACCCUAGUAACAUGAACAGAAGUCACAGAGUAGAUGACCACGGAGGAAUUGGUAGAGGUACACCCGAAUUUCCAAACCCCCUGCCAGCUCAAACACGGCCUGGAGGAAUGGGUCGAAGUACACCUGAAUUCCCAAACCCCUCACCAGCUCAAGCUAGGACAGGAGCAAUGGGUAGAGCCACCCCUGAUUUCCCAAAUCCCUCGCCAGUUCAAGCUAGGACAGGAGCAAUGGGUAGAGCUACUCCUGAAUUCCAGAACCCCUCGCCAGUUCAAACUAGGACAGGAGGAAUGGGUCGAAGUACACCUGAUUUUCCAAAUUCCUUGCCAGCUCAAACACGGCCAGGAGGAAUGGGUCGAAUCACACCUGAUUUCCCAAGCCCUUCACCUGGUCAACCUAGGACGGGAGCAAUGGGUCGAAGUACACCUGAUUUUCCAAAUCCCUCGCCAGUUCAAGCUAGGUCGGGAGCAAUGGGUAGAGCCACACCUGAAUUCCAGAACCCAUCGUCAGUUCAAACUAGGUCAGGAGUAAUGGGUCGAAGUACACCGGAUUAUCCAAACCCCUCGCCAGUUCAAACACGGACAGGAGUAAUGGGUCGAGGCACACAUGAAUUCCCGAACCCCUUGUCAGUUCAAAUAAGGACAAAUUCAGAGCUCCAAGGCCCAACAGAGACUCUACUGCAAGAGGCGCUCGAGCAACCCAACACAGCAACCCAGAAUAAUGGUGGUAGUGUUGACAAUAUUGGUCUCCAAAACCUCAUGUCUUUAGCGGAAAGUACGGCAAGACCGAGAACUGAAACCAUCAGUUUGACAACACCAACACCUUUGAUGUCUCCUCCGGGACGAUCUCCAGAUAGCGCAUCAAAUGCAGGAAAAAAAUCCCAGCCUGGAAAGACAUUCUCCAUUAAAAAUCUCCACCGAACCCUGACCUCGGAGAUUACAGAGUCUCCGAAGAGACCUAAAAGUCCCUCUCCUGUCGAGGAACCACCCCAGAAGCCCAAAUCAGUAGAGAAAACCAUUCCCCCGCUGAAAAUAAAAAUCCCCAAGAGCAAGCGGAAGUCCAGUUGCCAGAAGGAACAGCCUGAGAGGCCUGUAAACAACAGUGAGGUCAAAAUGGUUAAAGGGGCGCCCCCAAGCGAUAUGGAUCAGAUUGGAAAACGAGAGCUGAACCCAAAUCUGAUUGAUAAGUAUCCGUGGUUGGCGGAAGGAGAAGAGGAUGGAGAUGGCAGUCAGGCUACAGCUGGGGAGUACAACCAGUCCAGGGAUAAACACUCCUUCAGUGUACAGAAUAUCUCUCAGAGCUCACAGCGUAGCGGCCGUAAGGAUUCCAGUCUCGUGAUGACAAUCCAGAGGAGGGAAAACAGACAAGUUGUGAAGGAGAAGCCGAAAGCUAGCAAUCCUUCAUCAGCGGCGGUGACGUCUUCGCAAUCACCUGCCCAGGUGCAUUCCCUCUGGAACCCGUCCAAUAAUGAGGGAUAUGGUCGUCCCAAUGUUUCCCGAACAGAAAGCUCAACGUUGUAUUCCUCUCAUCUUAACGAUGCGCCAGCCGGGAUGAGAACCAACACUAAUGUGACGAGUUCAUCUCCAGUAGUUCAGCACAAUCAACAGCUUCAAUCUCAACCUGUUGAUGUAUCGCAGCAAUUCUCUAUGCCCAUGAAUCGAGAGCCAAACCCAGUCGUUCCUCCUGUCGUCGAGAAGGCAAAAACCAAGAAGCCGACCCGCAGGGGAUCAAAUAGCUCUAGUCAUUCAAUAAGGAGUAGUUCGGAGCCGGACUGCUCCCCCAUGCAGCCUUGUAUCAGUGAACACUCCUCGCCUUCGGGAUUCCCAGAUCUCCAGGUGCACAAUCUAACGUCGGAUUCUCAGCCUGGGCAGACAACUCAGACAAACAGCAUCCGCAGUCAGAGGCAGUCUCCGGUGAUCAACGUCCCCCACCAACAACCGCAGAGCAGCAGCAACGUGCCUGAUCCCAAGCGUUACCCAUUCCAGCAGAACCAGAACCCCAUGUUUCUUCAUCACGAAGAGUCACGUCCAGGUUCUAACCAUGUUUCAAAUUCCUACCAAAACUCUUUCCAGAACUUCAUGCAGACUGCAAGAGGAACAGAUUUUCUUGGGCAGUCAACAGACCCAACAGACCCUAUUGACUUUAAUCUGAAUAUGUUUGAUAACCAGAAGCAAAACCUAACAGAUCAAAAUGUGAUCAAUGCCUCUAGGGACUCCAGACAAGAGGAAAGCAGAGGAAUAAAUAGACAGGUGCACUCACAGCCGUCCUACAUCAGCCAAAGUGAAAUGGCGCAGGUAUCAGAUCCGUCCCAGGAAACGCAAAAUAAGAGCGUCAUCUACACCCAAUCAGACAUGAGUCAUUCUGCCCGCUUCGGAACAACACAGACGCAGUCGAUGAAUGUCCAGCAGCAUGGUCAAGCAGUCAAGAGAGUAUCAAACACGCCGGCUCAGAGCAACCCCGCAAAGCGUGCCAGCAUACACCACAAUCAUCAUAGUUUACCGCACAUGCCACCGCAGGACCAGCAGCGACAGUCCAACAUUUCUAUGGAAUUGCAUCACGCGACGAGUGUCGCCGAUACCAGGACGACGACACAUUCCAUGCAUCAAGCCAUGGUGUCCUCGCAUGCUACGACCAUGCGCAGAACCAACCCAAAUGAAAGAACGUUAACGAGCGCCCAAUCUCAGAGGCAGACCUUUGAGAGUGUGCAGAGUGCUCCCAGAUUCCAGGAGGGCUCCACGAAGGGGCGGAAACGCGGUGGCCAGAGCUCAGAACAGUUUUUCCAUGGUUUAAGCCAAGGGCAGAGUAUUGACAGCUCUUUACGGCAUAUAGAUGUCAGCGGUCAAGAGCAGUCAAACUGGCCUGGAUUCUCGACGCAACGAACCCCUGAAUCCUCCGAACCUUUCCUUCCGUUGUUCUCCUCCUCGGGGAUGACUCCUAGUCAAAAUGCGCCUUCAUCGUCCACGAAUGCCUCAAUUGUGUCAAGUUUAUCCCCAUCCACAUCCCGUAGGUUACGUGGGAAUGAACUCCCAACCUACUUACCUCAUUUGCCGGGGCCUAUCCUCCCAAGUCCGACGCAGUCAAAUAAGUCCCAUCAGAACCGCAAUGAGUCAGACAUUGGACCUCCUUUCAAUGCUAUGUUCGGACCUGGAAGACCUGGAACCAUCCCAAUGAAUGUCGCACCUAACUUUCCUGUCUUCACCGAGCACCAAACUCCGCACACCUUCAACGUUGGCAAGACAGCGCAGAUCAGCGGCGGGGUCAACGUUCCCCCACCUUUCAACUUCAGCCUGUUCAACGACCAGCACUCGCAACCCGGUCACUGCAGCGAUCCGCCGUUAAUCCCAGCUAUGCACCUCCACAGUAACCCAACACUCCAGAUGGAAGAUGGAAUGGCACUCCGAGGUAAUGUAGGAGCGAGACAUCCGCAGUCCUUUGGUAAUAAUGUAAGAAUUGACAGUCUUUUAUCACAAGGGGCACCGCCCGAUGGUCGCCCAUUCAAAGUUGGCAUGCCAAUGGGUCCUCACUACCAUUCAACGUUCCCAUUCUAAGAAGAAUUUUUUAUCGUAAGGUCUCAACCCAAGAGUGGUUAUUAUGCAAACUUUAUGAAAAUAUCCAAAACUACCUAUUAGCAAAGCAGAAAUCCUCAGAAUAACAGAAAGUUAAAGUCUCCUAAAAGAAAAGUAAUUGUGUUUAUUUUUCAUGGCCUGCUUUUCAGACUAUACAGGCUGAAGCUCUUUAGCUGAAAAAAGAUCUUUGAAACUGAGGUAGCCUUUUCAAACAUUGACAAAAGCAGUCAGCUUACCAGUGUGAGCAUUGCACACUCCAAUGGAGAAAAAAAACAGUGAGCAUUGCACACAAAAUUCAGGUCUUUUUUUCCAGAGUUAGCAUUGUGCACACAAGUGGACCAAAAUAGUUUGGUUUAGCCUAUACCAGAGUGAGCAUUGCACACACACAAAACACUAAGAUCGCAGGCUACAUGUAGUAAACUUAAAGGAACACGUUGCCUUGGAUCGGACGAGUUGGUCUUUGAAAAGCGUUUGUAACCAUUUUUUAU